This is a messenger RNA of Chanos chanos (milkfish), 1499 nucleotides long. RefSeq names its product betaine--homocysteine S-methyltransferase 1. Gene Ontology annotation, biological process: L-methionine salvage. Gene Ontology annotation, cellular component: cytosol. NCBI's taxonomy places the organism in Eukaryota, Metazoa, Chordata, Actinopteri, Gonorynchiformes, Chanidae. Gene Ontology annotation, molecular function: zinc ion binding; betaine-homocysteine S-methyltransferase activity. The record is from RefSeq and is a predicted model, not a curated record. The coding region runs from base 74 to 1162 and encodes 362 amino acids. The transcript has 8 exons.
CCUCUCCCUGCGAGUUUGCAUAAAUUUGUCGCCCCUGCACCCCGCAUACAGACGAGUAUCACUGGAGUAAACAAUGAAGAAGGGAAUACUAGAACGCUUGGAUGCUGGUGAAGUGGUCAUUGGUGAUGGAGGUUAUGUGAUGCAACUCGAAAGGCGGGGUUACGUGAAAGCUGGCCACUGGACCCCAGAGGCAGCCGUUGAGCACCCCGACGCAGUGAGACAGCUUCACAAGGAGUUCCUGAGGGCUGGGGCUGAUGUUCUGGAGACUUUUACCUUUUACUCCAGCGAUGAUAAACUGGAGAUAAGCGGCAAUGUCACCAGUAUCACGGGGGAACAAAUUAAUGAAGCUGCCUGUGAUCUGGCCAGGGAAGUGGCCAAUGAGGGGAAUGCGCUGGUUGCAGGUUCAGUGUCCCAAACUCCGUGCUAUGCUAACAGUCGCAAUGAGGAAGAGGUGAAGGCUAUCUUCAAGAAGCAGCUGGAUUUUUUCAUGAAGAAGGAUGUAGAUUUUCUGAUUGCAGAGUUUUUUUCGUAUGUCGAGGAAGCGGUGUGGGCGGUGCAGGUACUGAAGACUUCUGGGAUGCCUGUAGCCGCCACACUGUGCAUCUCUCCAGAGGGCGACUUGAAUGGAGUCAGCCCUGGAGACUGUGCCGUCAGGCUGGUCAAAGCUGGUGCGCAAAUCAUUGGGAUCAACUGCCAUCUGGAUCCUCUGACUUGUGUAAGAACAGUGAAGCUAAUGAAGAAGGGACUGGAAGACGCCCAUCUUAAAGCUCAUUUGAUGGUCCAGCCCUUGGGCUUCCAUACUCCAGAAUGCAACCACGAAGGCUAUCUCAGCCUCCCAGAGUUCCCUUUUGCCCUGGAGUGCAGAGCAAUGACACGUUGGGACAUGCAGAAAUAUGCCAGAGAGGCCUACAACGCCGGCAUACGCUACAUUGGAGGAUGCUGUGGUUUUGAACCCUACCACAUCCGAGCUUUGGCUGAAGAGUUGGCACCAGAGAGGGGUUUCUUACCUCCCGCCUCUCAGAAGCAUGGUCUUUGGGGAAGUGCACUGGCAACGCACUUCAAGCCCUGUGUCAGAGCAAAGUCCAAGCGUGAAUACUGGGAAAACCUUCGACCGGCGUCAGGGCGACCCUUGUGCCCUUCUAUGGCAACGCCUGAGGAUUGACCGCAGAUACAGAACGCACAGAGCACUUCGUCUUCGUCUGUUUUCCAGAUACCUGUCUCUUUCCAUACAAGUAACUGAAACAUUUUAGAGAAAUUAAAAGAUCAUCUAACAAUUGAUCAAAUGAUCCCACUGCAUUUAUUUUAUUUUUUUGUUUUUUUGUAGUCAUUGGUUGCUUCAGUAAUGCCAGUGCAGUUGUUUGUCUGUUUAUUGUUUUUGAGGCACGUCCUUUAUAUGCAUGGGAGGUGUUGCAUUUUUAGCCACAUAUUAUUUCUGAGAAAAUAUCUUGUGAUUUUGGAUUUGAAUUUUGUCUUGGAAAUAAAGCUUGCCCUGUAUGUGU